Molecule: messenger RNA, 5377 nt
Organism: Phycodurus eques (leafy seadragon)
Lineage: Eukaryota; Metazoa; Chordata; Actinopteri; Syngnathiformes; Syngnathidae
Exons: 6
Coding region: 170-1357 (395 amino acids)
Source: RefSeq, a predicted model, not a curated record
GGCCUGCGAUUACCUACGAUGAUAAUAAUUCCAACACUAUAGCUCUUCCGCGAACGCCGCACCUGUUAGCAUUUAACGACUUGGCUAACAGGACCGACACGGGGGCCUCUCAAAGGGGCCUCGCUACAUUAUUGAACUUUUGCUCGGAAGUCCAACGUUAUUCGAGCACAUGGACGUGGACGGCUGCAUUUUAUCGGCAGGGAGGACCGUCUUUGACCUGCUGGAGCGGGAGUGGCAGCCUCUGUCCGCCGCCGAGCUCGACCGGCGACUGGACCAGGCCGUGGAGCUCGUGCUCGAAGCGGACCUGAUCCACAAAGUCAAAGAAACCAGUGAACCUCCGCCAAGGAAUGACGCAGCUACUACAGCCACCAGCACCGGAGAGCAAGCGGCAGAAAAGGGGCGGGAGGACGAGGAGGCAGUCAAGUACGUGACUGCUCUCCUGCGGGACUCCCAAUUCCGAAGCCGCGUGGCCGGUCGUGCCCGCCUCUCGUUGUCCCAGACGGUCCCGCUGUGCCUCGCGCUGCUGUCCCACCCUGUCAGCUACCGUGCUUUGUCCCGCUUGUAUCGCCUAGAGAAAGGCAACAUCCAUCGCAUAUUCUUCUUAUUCUGCCAGAGCGUCAACACACUGCGGGGCGAGCACAUUCGCUGGCCAUUAGGCGAUGAGGCAGAGGCAGUCCUCUUCCCUCUCUCCGGAGUGCUGGGACAGGACAACAAGCGGGCGGGAGAAGGCCAGCGCAUCCCUCGGGUGUUGGGAGUUUUGGGGCACACCCGCAUUCCCAUCCGGCUGCCACCCAGAAAAGACAGCGCCGAGCCAGAGGUGAAGAGAACGAAGAAGACAGAAGAACGCCCCGCUUCUUGGCUCCAUCUUGAGUUGGUGUGCGACCGUACGGGGCGCUUCCUCCACUGCCGUGUUGGGAACAGCCGGGAUGUGGACCGAGGCGGCGCGCUCAAGCUUGAAUCUCACCCGAUGCCUCCCGACACGGUGAUGCUGGCCCGCGCUGGAUACCCGCUCACCGCUCGCAUUUUGACUCCGUAUCCGGGAGGAGGCGGGAUGAGGGAGGAGCGCUUCAAUGCCACGCUGGAGCCGCACUUCGGAAUCCUGGACCGGGCCGUCGCGAGCCUGACUGGACGAUUCCAAAGACUCCGGCAGCUGGAUGUGGGGAAUUCUAGCCGAGCGAGAGCAGUGGUGUUGAGCGCCUGCGUCCUCCACAACAUGCUGAUGGCUGUCGGACACGUGCCUCAUGGAGAAGUCAAAGAGGCGGGAGAUUUUAGUCAUGAGGGAGAAGGCGAGGAGGAUGAGGCGGGUGUACUCCUCCGGGACGCCGUCCUGGAAAUGUUACAUUCUGGGAAUUUGUGAGAGCUUCUGUGUGAUGAAUCUUUCUUUAACUGCUUGUGUGUUAUGUUUGCUAAUUUAAUGUAUGCCUUUGCUUUCUAUACAGAAGGUGAUUUGGGAUAUUGGAAAAAAGUUUUUUUCAAGAAGAAAGAAGAGUUAUGAGAAUAAAGUUGGAUAUGUUUUUUUCAAAGUAGAGAAGUCAUAACAUUACAAUAAUAAACUCAGAUUGUUUUGGAGUAAAAGUUCUAGUAUUAGAAGAAAGAGCAGUAUUUUUUAAAAAGAAAAUACUGGUAUAUUUUUAUGAAAAUAGUCUUGUUUUCAAGGAAAAAGUUGUAAUAUCACUAGAAAACAACAACAAAAACACAGCAGUAUGACACCGAUGUAUUUUAUCUCGAAGAAUUCUAGUGAAGCCAUGCUGUUUGUGUGAUAGGGAGCCGGCACACCCAAAGAUCUUUUGAAUUGCCUAUGAAUGCCACAAGAUGGCAGGAAAGCUCAACUUUUGUCAAAGUGAAGCUAUUCAACUAACUUCAACAUGUUCCUUAGCACCAAGAGGCCACAAGAUGGGGCAAACCAAGACUUUAAUUGGUUUGGCAUGGGCACAAAAACAGCAACUAGGUGAGUUUUCCAACGAUUAAAAAAAUCUUCAAAUAUGUGAAUUUGCGAAUGCCGAACUGGUUUUAUAACCGUGGCGAUACUCAAGCAUAUUUGCUCUGUUGUCUCUAGAGGACGCUGUUGCUCCUAAUGGUGAGAUCCCACAGGUUAAAUAAACACCAAAAGCAGAUUAAUUAUGAAAUUUGAGAAAUCAAACAUUUCAGCUUUUAUUUAAUAGAAUGAAUUUUGGAAUCAAAGUGUAAAAAAAAAAAAAAUUAUUACAUUAUGUAUAAAAAAAUUAAAACGCUAUUAUUAGAUUUUGGCUUAAUGUUCUUUGUGCCAUUUUGAUACCUCGUAAGGCGUAGCAGCAGUAACAAAGUUUAAAUAUUUUCCUAGCAUUAAUGGGAAAGAUCAGAUUUUUUUUUUGUGAGGAUUCUCCGCAUGUGUUUUAGUUUAUAUCAGCUAGCACAAGGUGACAGGAUGUUGUCGGUAUUCAAAUGCGUGGUGCUGUGGGAAGACGAGGCACAUAGAUGCAUUUCCUCGUGCAGAUUUAGAAUUUAGCUGAACAUGUCUGCUGUGUGUGCAUGUCUCAUCUCCGUCCUGUGUUUGUUCUGCACAACUCGGGCUGAAACAGUGGAGAACAACAACGUGAUAUGGAAACAAGUUGGCGGAUCCGUGUCCAUCCAGUGCAGAACUUCUCAACAGGACCUAACGUACAUGAUUUUGAUCAAAGGCCUCAAGAAGGAGGACCAAGUUCUCUACAUGACUUCCCAUAAAAACACCAUCGCUGAGCAGUUCCGCGGCAGGCUCCGGGUGGAGGGAGCCUUACCGAAUGUGGACGUGGUCAUUUCAAACUUUACAUCAGAAGACACAGGGCCGUAUUGGUGUGCCUACGAGGGGUUUGAUAAGCAAACAUCUGAACGAAAGCAGGUAGAGGGCAAUGGCUCGAUGCUCCUGGUGGUUACAGAUGAGAAGCAGUGUGCCAAACCAAACAAAAGUCUUCUCCUGGUGACUGUUGUGGUUUCGGCUGCCGUGCUGUUUGGAGUCUUCAUGGCUUUCCUCCAAUGGAUCAUACUCAAGAUCAAACAGUGGCACGCCAAAUAUGGGGCAUGGCACGGAGCCACCAGCGAUGUUUACGAGGACAUGCGCGCAACGAUGCGAUCUUAAGGACGUCCUGCAAGUGCGCUACGACAAAAGCACAAGAGCAAGCGUUGCAGCAACCCUGCACGCAUGGCUCUGAAUGAACCAAUCAGGUACAUGAAAAAUAUGCUGACUGUGCUAGGCAAUUUGCUUUAUGUUGUUUUUAUGGUUAUUGUGAAUGCCGUUUAGAAAGUACUCUAUGCUAGUAUAUGCGUAACUAUAAUUAUACAUGUCCAUAUAUGCAAGUAUGAGGCAUGUACACUCACCAGACACUUUAUUAGGUACACAAUCGAAUGAGAUCCAAUACACGAGCUGUUUGAAAAAGUCUGACUUGACAAACAUAAUAAUGCUCAGUUUUGAUUGACUCUGUAAGUGAGGUAAUAAUUUCACAUAUUUAUUAUUGUAGUUGUACAUGAUGAUAUUUUGGUUAUCAAAAUUUUAUAAAACGGCACUCCAUAUGAUACAGUGCCGUCAUACAUCCAUCCAUCCAUUUUCUGUACGGCUUAUCCUCACGCACGUUGAAUUAAUACCCGUCUAAUAGUUUCAAUUAAAACUGAACAUUAAUAUUUUUCUAGAGGCAGAGUUGUGGAUAUAUGUCUUGUAUUAGAUCUCGUCAGAUUAGGCAGAUGUGCUUACUGUUGUGUCCGGUGACUGUACAUUGCACGUUAUCGUAUAUUGUGGUGUAAUGUCAUUCAGUAUUCAAUGAGAGAAUUUUCAUUGUGUGUGUGUUAAGACUAAAGGACAGGCUUGAUUGAAGAAAUAAAAUGUAUUCUUACAGCAAACAGAUAUCAGAAAAAGGUCAAAUGAAGCUGGUAAUUUAUUCCAAAUGUGACUCAAUUUACAAAUAACACUGUAAUGUACUUGUGCAAUGUGUGCAAAGUACAGUAUGUGAACAACCUCAAUAACAUUCCAGAUGGUGAACAAUGAUUCAGUACCACCAUAAUUCAAGGCCUGUCAGACGCCUUGCUGCUGUGAUUGAUAACCUUGUAAUGAUGGUGUACAUUUAUGUACAGCCUAAAAAAGGAAAAAAGAAACCUCAGGGGAAUUGUUGUUUCAAAAAAAAAUAAUAAUAAUAACAGUCCAAAAUAUUUGUUCGAUCGAAACUGUAGUCGUGCAGAUGGAUUGCUUGUAAUAAAGUCAACUUUUUCAAAAAUAUGACUCCUAAUAAACCAUACACACAACUGCCUUGAAAUGUUCAGUUCUAUCAUCCAUCCAUCAAUUUUCUAUGGCAUUCGCGGGUGAGCUGGAGCCUAUUUCAGCUGACUUUGGGUAAGAAAUGGGGUACACCCUGAAAUGGUCGCCAGCCAAUUGCUGGGCACACAUAGACCCACCCUCUGAUAACUACUAGAAUAUCUGAACUUUAUUUGUGGUUAAUAAGAGACACUUUAAAUGGUGGCAGGAGUGUGCUGACUUCAAUUUAGCAAGAGUUUGGAUGUGAUUGGUUAAUUCUGAUUGGUUAAUUCACAGCCACACACAGCCACAGACCCCAGUAAGUGGGUGCGCACACACAUAUUAUCUCAAUUGUUUAUUUUUAACACAGGAUUUUUAUUGAAUUUAAUUUUGUGAUAUAACCACUGUGGAUAGGAUUUACUUCAUCCACAAGUGAAGUUUCGGCUGCCGUGCCGAGAGUUUGAACAUGCAUUUGACCUUUUUUUUGUUUGUUUUUGAAGAAUUGUUCACUAUCUGCUGCCUUCCCAGUUAACAUGGAAAUUUGACUUCGAAAGCCGUCAAUGGCAGUGAAUGUGAACAAAAACAAAACGAUUUGAUCAUCAAACUACCAUGAGGCUUUGCAGAAACUACUCGAAUGUAUUAUUAAUCAAAACUAAGCAUCAUUAUCCUUGUAAAGUGAGUUUGUAAGUACCUUUGAGUAGAAAGUAUAGGCUUGUGUAGACGCAUAAGAAGAUGAACACAUCAUGACUCAGGUUCCUGAAAGCUUGCAGUAAGAGGUAUGCACACAUCUGCUUUGUAGUGCAAAAUGUUCCCGAACAUGAAAUCAGCCCAUUUGUCUCUGCUGAACGUUGAGUGACGGCUAAAGAGCAGCACAAACAUCAUCCGUGGCCCAGUCCAAAUACAAGCUAGAGACGCUUUUUGCGAGUCAACACGGAAAUGUCACAAAACAAAUCUCUCGUCAAGCUUGCAGCUCGAUGUUUUUGCUCAUGCGGUGCAUUUGUGGCCACGAGCUGUGAAUUACCUGACCGGGUUGUGUCAACAACACAAGCAUUUGAACGUCUUCUUGUGAGCAAGCGGAAACCAAGACCCCCUCACGGAGACGCACUUUCCAGCCGAGGGGCCCGAAACAUCAAUACCACAAUG